AUGGACUACGAGGCGCUCAAAGACCAAUGGUCGGACAUUGAAGACCGCGACGGAAUCCGCCUGUCAUGGAACACAUUCCCAUCUUCGCGCAUGGAGGCCAGCCGGCUGGUCGUCCCCAUUGGAGCUCUGUACACACCUUUGAAAGAGAAGAGCGAUGGCACACCACUCUUGCAGUAUGAACCCGUGACGUGCAAGCCGCCAUGUCGAGCAGUGCUCAACCCUUUCUGUCAAGUCGAUAUGCGAGCGCGGAUAUGGAUUUGCCCAUUCUGUCUGCAGCGAAACAAUCUUCCACCUCACUACAAGGAUAUCAGCGAGAACCAGAUUCCUCCCGAGCUCCAUCCCGGGAGCACUACGAUUGAGUACCGACUCGCGAGACCAGCGCCUACCCCGCCAAUCUUUGUCUUCGUCGUUGAUACUUGCCAAGAGGAGGAUUCGCUCAAGGCAUUGAGGGACAGCAUUAUCAACGCCCUUUCUUUCCUGCCUCCGCACUCUUUGGUUGGCUUGAUCACAUACGGUACGAUGACGCAAGUGCACGAGCUCGGCUACACGGAGUGCGGCAAGUCGUAUGUCUUCCGCGGCAAUAAGGAGUACGGCGCAAAGCAGGUGCAGGAGAUGUUGGGUCUGGGAGGCGUACGGCCUGGAAUGCAGCAGAUGCAGCCUCAGCCUGGCCGACCUGCUCCUCCGCCGAUGGGAGGUGCUCAAGCUCGGUUCUUGCUUCCUGUCCAGCAAUGCGAGUUCCAAUUGACCAACGUGCUUGAGGGCUUGCAAAAGGACCCUUGGCCAGUCGCAAAUGACAAGCGUGCUGUGCGCUGCACUGGUGUUGCGCUGUCGGUAGCUGUCGGCCUCCUCGAGACUAGCUUUCAGAACUCUGGUGCUCGUGUGAUGUUGUUCACAGGUGGUCCGGCCACCGAGGGUCCUGGUAUGGUGGUUGGUCCCGAGCUCAAGGAACAGAUGCGAUCUCACCACGACAUUGACCGGGACAACAUCAAGUACUACAAAAAGGCGAUCAAAUUCUACGACCAGCUCGCCAGGCGUGUUGCUCACAACGGACAUAUUGUGGACAUCUUUGCUGGAUGUCUGGACCAGGUCGGUCUGCUGGAGAUGAAGGGCCUUCCCAAUAGUACUGGUGGCCAUAUGAUUCUGACAGACUCUUUUACGUCCUCAAUGUACAAACAAUCGUUCUCGAAGAUCUUCGAUGCAGACGCACAGGGCAACCUGCUCAUGGGAUUCAACGCUUCACUGGAAGUCUUGACGACAAAGGAGCUGAAGGUCACUGGACUCAUCGGACAUGCGAUUUCCCUCAACAAGAAGUCAAGCUCGGUCGGCGAGACAGAAUGCGGCAUUGGCAACACCUGUAGCUGGAAGAUGUGCGGCAUCGAUCCCUCCGCAUCGUACGGCGUCUACUUUGAGAUUGCCGGGCAAGGCGGUCCCGCGGCAGCGGCGAUGCAACAAGGACCCCAGAAGGGUCUCAUCCAGUUCUUGACCUACUAUCAGCACAGUAGCGGUCAGUUCCAUCUUCGGGUGACAACCGUUGGACGAAACAUGAGCGGACCCAGUGGCGAUCCCGCCAUUGCGCAGUCCUUUGACCAGGAAGCCGCAGCCGUUCUCAUGAGCCGCAUUGCUGUCUUCAAGGCCGAAGUCGAUGACGGCCCGGACGUUCUCCGAUGGGUCGAUCGCAUGCUCAUCCGACUCUGCUCGAGAUUUGCCGAAUACCGAAAAGACGACCCGUCGAGUUUCCGCCUGGAGAAGAACUUCACACUCUACCCACAAUUCAUGUUCCACCUGCGAAGAUCACAAUUCUUGCAAGUCUUCAACAACUCGCCGGAUGAGACCGCUUUCUACCGACACGUCCUCAACCACGAGGAUGUAUCCAACUCUCUCAUCAUGAUCCAGCCCACUCUGGAUUCCUACACCUUCGAUCAAGACGGAGCCGUGCCGGUCCUCCUCGACUCGACGUCCAUCCAGCCUCAGACCAUCCUCCUCCUCGACACGUUCUUCCACAUCCUCAUCUUCCACGGCGAGACCAUGGCUGAAUGGCGCAAGGCCGGAUACCAGGAUAUGGAGGGAUACGAGAAUUUCCGAGAGCUGCUUGAUGCGCCGAAGCAAGACGCCAAGGUAAGUAGUCCACCAAUCUACCAUGAUACUGCAGACUCUGACCACCAUGUUUCCAUAGGAACUCAUCCAAGACCGUUUCCCAUUGCCUCGCUUCAUCGUCUGCGAUGCCGGGGGUUCUCAGGCCCGUUUCCUCCUCGCCAAGCUCAACCCUUCGACCACGCAUACUUCAUCCAGCUACGGGGGUGUCAGUCAGACUGCGCAGACGAUAUUCACGGACGAUGUCAGUCUGCAGACGUUUAUGGAUCACCUGAUGAAGCUGGCUGUGAGUGGGACGAGUUGA
Messenger RNA from Lecanosticta acicola, 2395 nucleotides. NCBI's taxonomy places the organism in Eukaryota, Fungi, Ascomycota, Dothideomycetes, Mycosphaerellales, Mycosphaerellaceae. The record is from the annotation of a GenBank genome assembly.